GCGCCCUAAUUGUGCCUUAUCAUCAACGAAGCGGAAGCGGAAAUGUAGUUCGGAGCCGUUUCAGUGUCGCACAGGUUAUCAUUUAGAGAACCGACCGUUGGUGUUAGCUAAACACAGAGACGUUUCGUUGUUUAAAGUUCACGCAAAAGCGAUUUAAAGUUUGUAUUUUAGUUAAAAUAUGUGCUUGAAUCCAACGAGCCGAGGUUUGAAUACCCAUAUUUAAAAAAAAAAAUGGAGGCACGCUUCGGAAAAGAGUUAGCGUCCGCGGUGGAAGUGGCUCUCCGGGCGGCCGUGUCCGUGUUCAGGGACGUGUGGCUCGGAGAGACUCGGAACUCGGACUGGGACGAAACGAAGCUCGGUGAGAUCCGGGAGAUCGAGCGGUUCCUGGUCGAUCAGAUCCAGAAGGUGUUCGCCGAACUUUGGGAGGAGAACGAGGCUCUGCGGACCAAAGUGGAGCAGCUGGAGGACGUGCUGCAGAGGAAAGCCGGGCGGCUGGAGCAGGAGCUGGAGGCCAGAGUAGGUCAACUGGGCCGAGACAUGGAGCAGCUGGAACAGGAGCUAAAGACCAUGAGCGAGGCCCCCGGGAAGACCCACCAGGACGGGCCAGAACAGCAGCUGGAGGACGGACCAGCAACCGAUGGGUCGGCGCCGGUCGGCUCCAGCAGCGUGGCAUCUCCGGAACCGGACCAGAACGACCUUCCUGUGACCUCAGGUAGCGCAGAUUUCGUCUCCUCCUCCCCGGAUCAGAGCGCGGCCGUCUCGGCUCCCGCGGAGGCUCAGAUGGUGUUUGUCGGCACAAUUCCCUCCGCCGCCGCGGCGCUGCUGGUCGGGGCCAACGAAGUCUUCGUCCAGACUUUGACGGAUGAGCUGGAGCUGAAACCCGAGUUGACGCCGCAGGACGCCGCCAGCCCCGAGUCCAGCAGCGCCAGCGGUCUCUACUGCACUCAGGAAAAGAUGCCACAGAAUUCUUUAGAGGAGGAACCUUCUGGAGUAACGCGGCGCAGGAGGAGGAAGGCUGAUAAAACUGAAAAGGUUUCAUCCAACAACUCGGCAGAGGAGGCACAGGUCCAGCCAGGUGAAGCUCAGGGAAGAAGCCUGAGGAGAACCUCCUCUCAAGCAGGAAAGCGCUUCUUCUGCGAAUAUUGUGACACCGGCUUUCACUGGAAAAGUGACCUGAAGAAACACCUGAAUGUACACAAAAAACCCUUUCCCUGUGAGCAGUGCAGCAAAAGUUUCCCAGACAGGGAAGAUCUGGAAAAUCACCUUCUGAGUCACGACUCAACGAAGGACCCGCUGCCAUUCCCGUGUCCGCAGUGCAAGAGAUCCUACAGGAAGGAGGAGUCGCUCCAGAAUCACCUCAAACGCCACCAGACGUCCAAACUGCCGAAACCGUUCCCCUGCGAUCAGUGCGGCAAAUCAUUCAGGGCACAGCAGUCACUGGAAAACCACCUCCUGCGCCACGAAAAGUGGAAGCUGCAGUUGAAGUGCCAGCACUGCGAGAAAACCUGCAAGACAGCGGUGCAGCUGAGGGCCCACAUGGCCGUGCACUCAGAGGAGAGACCAUUCAGCUGCGCCACGUGUGGGAAGGAGUUCAAAAGCAAGGACACCCUGCGCUUCCACCAGAUGGUCCACACAAAUGCCAAGAAGUACAAAUGCAACAUGUGUGAAGAGUCCUUCAAGUACGCCCACUCGCUGACGGUGCACAAGAGGAAGCACACCGGCGACAGCCCGUUUGUCUGCGACGAGUGCAACCGCUCCUACAGAACCGGCACCGCUCUGAAAAGACACAAGGUCAUCCACACCGGGGAGAAACCCUUCACGUGUCACAUUUGUGGAGCGAGGUUCAACCUCAACAACAACCUGAAGAGGCACCUGCGCAUCCACACCGGCGAGAAACCGUUCGCCUGCAAGGACUGCGGGAAGAGCUUCUCUGACAACAACAAGCUAAAGUCGCACAUGCUCGUCCACGGCGCCAGGAAACCCUUCAUGUGUGACCUCUGCGGGAAGACGUUCCUCUUCAACUGCAGGCUGCAAAUGCAUCAGCGGUAUGUCCACGCCGAUAACUCCCAUGUGUCAGACGGCGUCCUCCAGAACCGGAGGCCGAAGCCGCUGGUGAAACCGUUCAGCUGCAAAACGUGCCUGAAGGGUUUCAGUGCCGCUUCGUCGCUCAAGCUCCAUGAGAAGGGCCACAGCGAGCACAAGGAGUUCCACUGUGGCAUCUGCGGGAAGGACUUCCACAACAAGUACUCCUUCAACUACCACCAGCGCAGCCACUCGGGAGACAAGCCCUUUGUGUGCGACAUCUGCGGGAAGAGCUUCUUCCAUGGCGCCAGCCUGAAGCAGCAUGAGCGGAUCCACACAGGCGAAAAGCCUUACAAGUGCGACCAGUGCGAUAAGGAGUUCAGGACGGAUGGAAACUUCUACCGCCACCUGAGGAUCCACAGCGGGGUAAAACCUUUCGAAUGCAGCUACUGUCAGAAGAAGUUCCACCAAUCCAAUCAGCUGAAAUCCCACCUGCAGGUUCACACGGGCCAGAAGCUGUACUCCUGUCAGCAGUGCGGCCACGGCUUCUCCGAUUCAAGGCAGCUCAAGAAGCACAGCUGUGACGGCCCAACUCAUAUGAUUAAACUUGAAUGAUUUCCUGUCUUUUAAUACAAAAAAUGCUUUAAAUUUAUAGUUUCAUAGAGUUAAAGGGAUGUUUGUUGAUUCUGUUUAGCGUAUCUGUUCAUGUCUGUAAAGUAUUUGUCAUGACAGUUCAUGUGCAAGGGACUGAUCACAAAUUGUCAAUUAAAAUAAGCCUACAGAUCUACAGAUGGCCUGGAGUGGCAUUUAAAGCUGUUUUAUUUGAAGAAACUGUUGAUCUGUUUCCUUUAAACUGUAAUUUAUUUUCCUAAUCCAUUACUAACCAAAAUUGUUAUUUUUGCAGAAACGAACUUGAAGAAAUACAUAAUUUGUAAUGAAUAAUUCUCUUUAACAUGACUGUAAAUAUAUUUCUUCCCCCGUGUACAGUACAGUUCAAUAAACAGUUGAAACGGAAAA
Gambusia affinis (western mosquitofish) is the source of this 3039-nucleotide messenger RNA. Its product is annotated as oocyte zinc finger protein XlCOF6-like. The transcript is spliced from 4 exons. The record is from RefSeq and is a predicted model, not a curated record. Gene Ontology annotation, biological process: regulation of transcription by RNA polymerase II. Lineage: Eukaryota; Metazoa; Chordata; Actinopteri; Cyprinodontiformes; Poeciliidae. The coding region runs from base 232 to 2637 and encodes 801 amino acids. Gene Ontology annotation, cellular component: nucleus. Gene Ontology annotation, molecular function: RNA polymerase II cis-regulatory region sequence-specific DNA binding; DNA-binding transcription activator activity, RNA polymerase II-specific.